AUGCUGCCUUUUACGAGCGCAGUGUUUAUGACCUGGUUGUUCAUUGCAAAUGCUGAGCAGUGUGAAGAGUGUGGAGCGAUGUCUUUCCUUCAGAUGGCACUUGGCAAGGAGAAGCAGAAGAUCAAGCGAAUGCACCGAGUAGAAGGAGCAAGCUAUGAUCUUCCGUGCCCUUCUCCUGCAGAGAUGCAGAGUCCGUUUGCAGAGCAAGUUGCUGCAAUGAUGAGCGGAUCGAAUCACUCGGCAGCCCGGCUUACAUCUUUAGAAGGCUGCGCCAUGCUAUUUGCAUGCGUGGACAGCGGCAGCAAAACGGAGCAGGAUUCAUGGGCCAACGCCAAGGCCGUUGACCUGGCGGUCUACAGCCUCCGAACCUGGCCCCAUGAUGAGGCCAUCCAGGUGACGUGUGCCAGCGCCGUGGGCCCGGUGAUCUUGUUCCACCGUCCCAAUGGGCUGCGAGCUGGGAUUGUCAAGGCUUCCAAGGAUUUCCAUGAAAAAACUGCCUAUCUGGGUGAGGCCUAUUAUGGAUCCCACAUGGACAACGAACUGGUCACUGGCCUGGGAGGCGCUAUCGGCUCUUACUUCGACAAGAGCAACGAGAACCGGCAGAUUGCUCUGAUUUUUUGGGUGGCCAGGUACAGCGACUGGGCGUAUGAGCCGGUGAAGCAGUCGCUCUUCGGCUUAUCCUCGGGAACGUGGACGAAUCAAGACGUUGCCGCGCGGAUGCAGAUCGUCCCCUUGCAUGUUCAGCUGAUGAAGGAGCACGGGAACGAGACGAAGAUCGGGGAGGAGACCCUGCAGGCUGUCAAGGCGAUGCUCUAUGGGCGGGACUCCUUCCGGUGGAACUACACCAACGCAGGCAUCUUUGAGGCCUUGGUGGGUGUCCUGCGGGGCAAUCCCACUGAUCGUGGUGCCAUCAGCCUCAGCUGCGAGAGCAUCGUCUGCUUGGUGGGCGUCACCUUCAUGUUUGGGCCCACACUUCGUUUGCCGCGUCUCUUGGCCUUUGACCCGGCGAUCCAGGCGAAAGCCACUGAGGCUGGAAUACUUGAGGCCUGGGUGGGCUGGUGGAGGAACAGACUGAGCGCGGAACCUUGGGGGUUCAUAUUGGUUUCAUUUUCCCUUCUCGAUUCUAGAUUCCUUCCUGUGAGUAUCUGGGGAGCUUGUAGGAAUGACUACCUGUAG
Molecule: messenger RNA, 1176 nt
Organism: Durusdinium trenchii
Lineage: Eukaryota; Dinophyceae; Suessiales; Symbiodiniaceae
Source: the annotation of a GenBank genome assembly